Messenger RNA from Chironomus riparius, 194 nucleotides. NCBI's taxonomy places the organism in Eukaryota, Metazoa, Arthropoda, Insecta, Diptera, Chironomidae. The record is from the annotation of a GenBank genome assembly.
CAAAAUUCGAUUAGCAUUGAAAAUGUUCUAGAACUCGGAACAAAGUAUUAAAUUAAGUUGACGUUAAGGUCAUUAGAAAUAACGUUUGAAUGAUCUUCAAUUGUUUUGAUCGAUUCUUUUCAAAUUUUAAGAUAAGAAUUUCAGUUCUUCAAACAGUUGGUUGGACUAAUUUCUUGUUAAUUUAGGCAAACUGA